Molecule: messenger RNA, 666 nt
Organism: Hemibagrus wyckioides
Lineage: Eukaryota; Metazoa; Chordata; Actinopteri; Siluriformes; Bagridae
Gene: fabp4a
Product: fatty acid binding protein 4a
Exons: 4
Coding region: 87-491 (134 amino acids)
Biological process (GO): fatty acid transport
Cellular component (GO): cytosol; nucleus
Molecular function (GO): fatty acid binding
Source: RefSeq, a predicted model, not a curated record
UAAAUCUUUGUGUUAGUUGUCCAAAGCUUGAGGCUGAGGUUUGUUAGUGUGUAAAAGUUUGGGAGCCGAAUAUUAACGUGGUAAAGAUGGUGGAUAAAUUUGUGGGAACAUGGAAGAUGGUUUCCAGCGAUAAUUUUGACGAAUACAUGAAGGCACUGGGUGUGGGUUUUGCCACUCGUCAGGUAGGAAACCGGACCAAGCCCAACUUCAUCCUGAGCGUGGAUGACCAAGGACAGAUAUGUAUGAAGUCGCAGAGCACUUUUAAAACUACUGAGGUCAAAUUUAAGCUCAACGAGACAUUUGAGGAGACCACUGCUGACGACAGAAAGACCUCGACCGUGGUGAGCCUUGAGAAUGGCAAACUGGUGCAAAAACAGACCUGGGAUGGCAAAGAGACUACACUAGAGAGAGAAGUGACUGAUGGGAAAUUAAUAGCGACAUGCAAAAUGGGAGACGUGGUGGCGGUGAGGACGUAUGUAAAAGAGCCAUGAUUAAAUGAUCCUGGCUUGAUUUUGGAAAUGCCUGGCUCAGUUCAAUGAGCAGUCAGUUUUCUCGUUUUCUCGUAUUCAUUUUUUUUGACACCAAAGCUGUCAAGGUUGCAUGCAGCAUAUUUCUGGAUGCAUUGAAAUGAAUCAUUGUGGUGUGUUGAAUAAAAUUUUGAUCACA